Molecule: messenger RNA, 5069 nt
Organism: Bombyx mori (domestic silkworm)
Lineage: Eukaryota; Metazoa; Arthropoda; Insecta; Lepidoptera; Bombycidae
Gene: Ago2
Product: argonaute 2
Exons: 22
Coding region: 573-3689 (1038 amino acids)
Biological process (GO): regulatory ncRNA-mediated post-transcriptional gene silencing
Molecular function (GO): RNA endonuclease activity; protein binding; miRNA binding
Source: RefSeq, a predicted model, not a curated record
AGCAGUCGACGUCGCCCAAAACACGUCAUCUCGGAUCCUCCCGAUCCACUAACGGUGCUUUUAGGUACUUCAAGCACCGGUCACCGUUCUCGUCGAACCCGUCGCUUGCGACGAAGGGCUCGACGAGUAAAUUAACUCUCAGACACAGCCCACUGAGUUUCUCGCCGGAUCUUCUCAGUGGGUCGCGUUUCCGAUCUGGUGGUAGAUUCUGCGAAGCACGGCUCUUGCUAGGGUUCGUGUUAGCAUCGUCGUCAGGUUUGAGCCCCGUGAGCUCACCUACUAGCCACGGUUACGCUGGAAUAGCCGCUCCAGGCUACCAGCUUAGGUAGGAAAAAAAAAAAAGAUGCAUAGAGAAUUUUCUGUCAUCCCUAUUAUUUUCUCAGUGCUGUUGCAAUCGUUGUGUGAUUGUGUGUGUGUUUUUAUGUAGAUCCCUAUAUACUAUAUACCUAGUACCUACUCAUUCACAAUAACAUAUUCGAUCAAUUAAAUUUCGCGAUAGCUUUAUUGCUGAAGUACACAAUUGCACACCUUCAUAAAGAUUUGUACGAAGAGAUCAUUACCACUUUGUAAUCAUGGCUAGAGGAAAAAACAAAGGUGGUAAGAAAGAGGCACCUGAUUCUACGAAAACCCCUUCUUCUGAAAGUCAGCCUUCAGAAAGUCAACCUUCAACAUCCCAAAUUCCAACUACAGAACCAACAACUACUAUUGAAGAUGAUUUAGGGGGCCUUGGUCUUGGUGAAUCUAGAAAAAGACGGCCCAGGAAGAAGCCAACUGAAAAACAAGAAUCAUUAGCUCAAGCUGAAUUGUCAAACCCAAAGCUUACUCAAACUGAUAAUCCGAAAGCUGAGGUUCCUAAAACAGAGGCUCCUAAAACCGAGGCUCUUAAACCUGAGGCUCCUAUCCCUGAGGCUUGUAAAUCUGAAGCUCCUAAAAGUGAAGAGUCCAAAAUCGAAACUAGAGGUUCUAAACCAGAAGCUGCUGCUGAUAAGCCUCAAGAUGAUGAUGAUGGUUUGGGUUUGGGGUUAGGUGGUGGGGGACGAAAAAAAACUCGCAGCAGGAAACCUAAAUUUACAGCUGUAGAAACAGACAUCAAAUAUUCAAAAGCUCCAUCAAGUGAACCUGCAAUUCCAGGACCAUCACAAAGUAAACCAAUAACGUCAACUGCAUCACAGCCUAUUCAAUAUGUACAAAAUAAACCAGAGGUCAAAGUGGCCCCUGCAGCCCCUGUUUUGUACAAGAUACCAGAUAAAAUAUUGUCUCCACCCUCAAGAACUGUGCCGAUUUUAACUAAUUAUUUGGCUAUGAAAAUAACAAAACCAUUGAAAAUUUACCGUUACGACGUCACAUUCAAACCAGAUAAACCGAAGAAAUUUAUUGCACAAGUGUUUAAACUGGUAAAGUCUAAAGAAUUUCCUAAAGAAAUCCUUGCCUUUGAUCAAACAAAAAAUUGUUAUUCACUGACUCCGCUGCCAAAAAUCACCACUGAGAGAUAUGGUGUAAAAGUGGUGAUCAAAGAUAUGAACGGUAAAGACAUGCCGUUUGAAGUGUCAUUCAAAGCUAGUGGUAUAGUAGACUACAAUAAUGUUCUGAAGCAUAUGGCAACGGGUGGAUCAUCCCUUAAUGCACCAACUGACACCAUACAAUGUAUUGACAUAGUGUUAAAACAAGGAACAUUGGAAUCAUAUGUGAAAGCAGACAGACAAUACUUCAUGCGUCCUGCAUCUCCGAUUGACUUGGGCGACGGGCUCGAGAUGUGGACUGGUUUAUUCCAAUCUGCUAUAUUUACAUCGAAAGCCUUCAUCAACGUUGAUGUUGCACACAAAGGUUUCCCAAAGAAUCAACCUAUGAUUGAUGCUUUCACGCGUGAUUUUCGCUUGGACCCCAACCGUCCAAUGGAUCGGCAACCAGGUCGUGCUGUUGAAGCUUUCAAUGAAUUCAUUAGAGGGCUUAAGGUCGUAUCGAAGAUACUUGGUACCGGACCUUCUUCGGGACAAUUACGCGAGCACAUAUGCAACGGGGUUGUCGACCCACCGUCACGUCAAACAUUUACGUUGGAGAACGACAAAGGACCGCCGGUUAGGAUGACCGUAUACGAAUAUUUUAUGAAAGAGAAAAAAUACAGGAUUAAGUAUCCGGACUUGAACUGUUUGUGGGUCGGCCCGAAAGACAAGAACAUAUAUCUACCGAUGGAACUAGUCGAAGUUGCAUAUGGCCAGGCCCGUAACAAGCAAUUAAAUGACAGACAAUUGUCGACAAUGGUGAGAGAGGCUGCAACCCCACCUGAUGUACGGAAACGUAAGAUUGAGGAAGUGAUUCAGAAGAUGAAUUACUCGAAGAAUCAAUUCUUCAAAACAUACGGUUUGGAGAUAGCCAAUGAGUUUUAUCAAGUUGAAGCGAAAAUUCUCGAAGCGCCCACAUUAGAAGUGGGUCCACGGCAAUUUACUGUACCAAAGAAGGGAGUAUGGCAGGCCAACUGUCUUCUGAAACCGGAAGCUCUGAAUUCAUGGGGCUUCAUUGCCAUAGAAUUGGAUCCACGUGGAUGUAAUUAUGAAGACAUCGUGUCGAAGCUAAUGAAUACCGGUCGACAAAUGGGCAUGAACGUGACCCAACCAAAGAUGGCUUGCUUCAACAUCCGUAUAAAUGACCUGCACAAGAGUAUGCUGCACGCUCUAGAAAAACAGGUCAAUUUCCUGGUCGUGGUCGUUUCUGGACGGGGCCGCGAUUAUUAUCACAAGCUGAAACAGAUUGCCGAACUCAAAGUGGGUAUACUGACGCAGUGUAUCAAAGAAGAUACCGCCACGCGCCGAAUGAACCCACAAACAGCUCGGAACAUUUUACUAAAGGUGAAUUCGAAGCUUAUGGGAAUAAAUCAGGCAUUGGAGAAUCGUUCCAUUCCUCAGUGCUUAAAGGGUGGGGCUGUGAUGAUCGUGGGCGCUGACGUCACGCAUCCAUCGCCAGAUCAGAGUAAUAUACCGAGUAUCGCCGCCGUAACCGCCUCGAUGGAUACGAAAUGCUACAUAUACAACAUCGAACUGAGUAUACAGACACCGAAGAAAGAGAUGAUCGUUCAGUUUGAGGACAUAAUGGUGGAUCAUUUCCAUGCUUUCAAGAAAAGUCAGGGGAUUCUGCCGAAGAAGGUGUUCGUGUUCCGUGACGGGGUUUCUGAGGGUCAAUUUGCUGAGGUAAUGAAGAGUGAACUGACUGGAUUGCAUCGCGCCUACCAACGUGUCGCGGGAUUGAACGCUAAACCAGAAGUAUUGUUCAUUCUUGUACAAAAACGUCAUCACACGAGAUUCUUCCUGCCCGGGAACAACGCCCGUUUCAACGUCGAUCCGGGGACUGUGGUCGACCGUGAUAUAGUACAUCCACGUGAAUUGGACUUCUAUUUGGUGUCUCACCAAGCGAUCAAGGGCACGGCUCGUCCGACGCGCUACCACGCCGUCUGCAACGACGGCAGGAUCCCGGAGAACGAAGUGGAGCACCUCGCGUACUACCUGUGCCAUCUGUACGCGCGUUGUAUGCGCGCCGUGUCAUACCCCGCGCCGACCUACUACGCGCACUUGGCCUGUCUGCGGGCUCGCUCGCUCACCUAUGGCGAGAUAUUCAAUAAUAACGAUCUCGAGAAGAAUCCCAAACGUCUCCGGGUCCUCGACAGCAUGCUGAAACAGAGCCGUAUGUUCUUCGUCUAACAAGAUGAUAUUUUAAAAAUGUAUAUGUAAUCACUAUUUAAUAAAACACGUAUAACAACGAAUGACUUCAUUCGUAAUCUUAUUAUAUUAAUAUCAAUAACCAUGCCUUUUGCAAUGAAAAUUAUAAACACGUCUCUUACCCUAUAAAUAUGAUUGUUUCAUGACAGAAAUUAGAUAGCUUUUUGUGUAAAAUCAAGAUUUUUUUAAUGAAAAUAUAAAACGUAUGAUUUUUUUAAGGAAAACUUCUUUGAGUUAAUGAAAAAUUUAAAAACUAAUGUUCUUUGUACCGAGUUAAUCCGGUAGGUUUCGCUCGCACAAAAUACAGAAGAUAAACCAAAGAAGUUUCACUUCUUAGUUUUACAGAUUUGCAUGUGAGACUCAAAUAGCCUCAAGCGCUUUUUAGAUCGCGGUUGUCAUGUAAAAACCAUAAUAUAUUGUAUCUCGACAUCGGAGGUAUAAACUCUGAUAUAAAUUGUUUCAUCUGUACAAAUUGAGUGACUUAAAUUAUAAUUGGUCCAGGAUAAGAUGUCCGAGUUUGGUUAAGACCCUACACCAUCAUCAUAUUCUCAAAUAAUAUGAUAUGGUGUUGUUUUGCGGAGUAUAUAUUGUUUACUCUUGCGCUAGGAUUCGUUUUAUCAGGUUCUGAUGCUUUGACACGCAUUUAUUCGUCUGAAGUCGAGAUGUUACUGCUUAUUUGCAUCUGCUUUUACUGGUGGUAGGACUUCUUGUGAGUCCGUGCGGGUAGGUACCACCGCCCUGCCUAUUUCUGCCGUGAAGCAGUAAUGCGUUUCGGUUUGAAGGGUUGGGCAGCCGUUGUAACUAUACUGAGAUCUUAAAACUUAUAUCUCAAGGUGUGUGGCGCAUUUACGUUGUAGAUGUCUAUGGGUUCCAGUAACCACUUAACAGGUCGGCUGUGAGCUCGUCCAACCAUCUAAGCGAUAAAAAAACUGCUUGCCGAAGUGUGAAUUAUCUCAUAACCGUGUAUCGGAUAUAAUAAACAUACAAUGUCAUAUGGAAAGACGGUUAUAACUAUUUGAAAUUGAUCAGAGGGAAAGAUAGAGAUAUGAAUGACAAAUUAUUAUUAUCAUACUAUAUUUAAAAAUCAUAUAUGUAUGAAAUAUUUGGUAUCUGAAAAAUAAUAUGAUCGUAUCGUUUAUUUAAAAUUUACAACCGCCUAUCUUUAUUAUUAACGUGUUUUAAAAUUAUUUUUUUUUUCAAGCCUUUUCUUUGUUUGUGCUAACUAUUUUUGUAUUGAUUUUAUUAGGAUAUUAUUGGAUUGUGUUAUUUGAAAAGUUAAAAUCAAAUCUAGUGUGAACUUAAACUAAAAACGUAAUCUUAUCAAUAUAAUGUAUUUUAUUUCAAUAAAGUGUCCAGUAGAAA